GCGGCCGUAAAGGCCGAUCACGGGACUUGGCUUCGGCACGCUGAGAAAGUGAGGGCCGCCAGGUAGCAGCGUCCUUGGCCCGUCGUUUUCGAGCGAAGCCCCUGCAGGUUCGUUCUCAAGCUCGAAAGAGGUCGCUCUCGGCUUCCUCUUCCAAGGAUUUCCCGUUGGCGCCGGUCGCAGUGUAGCGGGACUACGUCGCACACCGCUCAUCGGCUUCACCCCGCGGCGGUCCGAACCGGAGAGGUGGAGGCGAAGCCACGUACAACAGUCGGGCAUUUCCAACGGGACGCAGCGCGCGCAGGCAACUGCGAACUCCGAGCUGCACCGGCUGCUGUGGACUGUCGUCAUGCUUGGCGUGUUCUGGCGGUGCCUCGUCACGGGCCUCGUCGCCGGAGUCGGUGCCCUCAUACUGCAGUACCUGUGGGACAUACUGAAGAGAUGCUUGAGACGAGAUCUCCCGCCGGGCCCAUUUGGGGUGCCGCUACUCGGCUACCUUCCAUUCAUGCCGAAGGAUGGCCACCAUGGCAUUGAGGCGCUCAGGCAGAAGUAUGGCAACGUAUUCGGUGUUCACCUAGGUUGCCGGUACGUGGUGUUCCUGUGCGACUUCGGCUCAAUCAAGGAAGCCUUAUCGCAAGACUCCCUCCUCAACCGACCCGAAGAGUUUCCCUUCAAAGUCAACGAGCACUCGCAAGGACUGAUUGUGUUGAAUGGACCCCUAUGGAAGGAGCAGCGCCGGUUUUCGUUGAAGCUCUUCAAGAACCUCGGCAUCGCAACGCAAGCCAUGGAGAAACACAUACACGAGGAGCUGUCGUACCUCCUCCGCGAGCUGGAGUCAGUCAAAAGCGGCCGCAUCGUGCCCACGUCCGUGCUGACGCCCAGCACGUCCAACAUCAUCUCGGCUCUAGUGUUCGGCCGCCGGUUCGAGUACGACGAUCCCGAGCGCGUCUACCUGGACAAGCUGAUCGAGGUGAUCCCAGCGCUGGCAGCGCAGGUUUCGGCCAUCAACUUCUUUCCCUGGCUUCGCAAGCUGUUCGUCUUCUUCCGUAUGGGCGCCUGCGAGCAGCUAAGGGACGCGCUUGUCCGCAGGGAAGAUUUUGCCGACUCCAAGAUCGACUUCCACCAGGACACAUAUCAGGACGGCUUGGUACGGGACUACAUCGACGGCUUUCUCAGCGAAAUGAAGCAGCAGGAUGAAAGAAGCAAGACGUUCACGCGCAACCUGCUCAAGGGCAACGUGGCGUCCUUCUUCGGUGCCGGCAGCGAGACGGUGCGCGCCGCCAUCGAGUGGCUGCUGCUCAUCAGCGCCAUGAAACCGGAGCUGCAGCGCCGCAUUCACGCCGAGAUCGACGCCGUGCUCGCGAGCGGCGAAAAUUCGCACAUCUCCUGGAGCGACCGCUGCCGGAUGCCGUACACGCAGGCCUUCAUGUGGGAGACGAUGCGCUGCAAGCCCGUCAACCCCCUCAGCCUUAUGCGAUAUGCCUCCACAGACGUGAAGGUUGGCAAGUACGUCAUCCCUCGUGGCAGCGUCGUCAUCGGAUCGCUCUGGUCCCUCUUCUACGACCCCGCCUACUGGGGCGACCCGGAAGCAUUUCGACCAGAGCGCUUCCUCGCCGACGACGGCACACGGCCGCAGAAACCGGAGCGAUUCAUCCCGUUCUCCUACGGCAAGCGGGCGUGCCCAGGAGAAGUGAUCGCCAACAUGGAGACGUUUCUCUACUUCACCACCAUCCUCCAGCAUUUCACUGUUGAGGCGCCACCAGAUGGCCCAAAACUUGUGCUCGAUGAAGUACUCGGCAUCUCACUGCGACCAAAGCCCCAAGAACUCCUCUUCCGACCACGAGAACUGCGAGUCUGAGCGGACAUUUACUCGCAAAAAACGACCUUCAGUUGCCGACCUUUGCUCUUUUUUUGUUCCUGCCGUUCCCGACACCAAAUGUUCGUAGCACAUGGUGUUUAGUGACAACGCGUGUCUAUAGAACAGCGACUGGUGAAAGGGAAUGAACUUGUCAACAUUAACACCCCUUCACCCUUCCCCCUGUACAGGGUAGCCAACCGGAACUGCCUCUGGUUAACCUCCCUGCUUUUCUGUGCAUCCUUCUCUCUCUCUCUCUCUCUCUCUCUCAACCUUAACACCUUAUUCGUAACAUGUUAUUUGUUUUUCGAUUAUCAUCCCUUGCAGUCUAAACCGUUAUAUUUCGCCCUUAGCUUAUUUGCCUCUCACACAUAGACCCCUAUACUAUAAAUGGUUUUUGUGACCGUACACUUCUGUCUAUUCUCGCUUCUCGCAUUUGCGCUUUUUGUUGCCACCGUAAGAGCUACGUGUGGUGACGAACGCGAGGUCACUCGGCUUCGCAUUUCGGCCAUUUCCUGGCGCAGGUAAAGCACGAAGGCGUUCUGACAACAGGAUAGAUUAUCGGGUACCCCCCCCCCCCGCCCACACACACACAGGGGGAGUAGUUCUGUUAAACUGCCCUGCCAUUUCGUCUCCCCCUACUGUGGCAGCUGGCUGCAAGUCUCUUUUCUGCUGAUUUUGUUCAUUACACUACUGUCCCCAACCUGAGUGCCCACAAUAUACAUUUAGUUUUAUGCCAACAGCAAAGAAACCCGUGUCUGCAAAACUUGGUAUUCGAAAAUAGUAUAUCAUAGUGCAUAACCUCUGUGCAAAAUACGAGGGCCAGGAACACGCACACAAAAAAAGAAAGUAAGUGGGGGUGGGGGAUCCUAAUGAUUCUGCUAUAAGGCUCAGCACAGAGUGUACAUGGUACGCUUCCAAGGAUUCCAGACAUAAUUUCAGGGUAUGCAUUCAAGUCUGCUGGCUCUAGCGUUGGUAGCAAAGUGAACUAUGCUUACGAGAGUUAACUUUCUCUUUUUUCUUCAACCCCUGGCGUCAAACAUGAUGUUCAGAAUUAUAUUCAUUCAAACAUUCGAUCUUCCCUCUUUUACUCGCUCCAGACUCUUUCAACUUCCAAUUAAAGCCUAUCAACUCAUAUUUCAUGUUACCAGACGUCGCACACUCAAAUGGAUCACAUUUUGUUCCUGCACUGCUAAAAAAAAAUAAUGAAAUAUCGUUUCACAAUAGUUAUAUCAUGUGUGACCUGUAACUUGUUAUCCGCACAGGUGUGGUACACUAUUGUAUGUGUUGAAUAUGACAGAUAGUUUAGCCUUGAAUUGUGCAACAUUGCCGAGAACGCAUCCGACUAACAAGUUUUAGAAUGUACAGCACCAUUUAACGCUCCUAAGUCAGUUGUGGGCCAAAUAUCUGUUCUAGUAGACAACGUCACUUGCUACGCCCGAGAUCACGCUUUUGUUCGCUGUGUUUCCGACGUGCAUUUGGCGUAUUUUUUGUCUUCAACGUGAAAGCGCGCAACCGUUGCACAUCCUGUCACAUACGAGCUGUUCACGGUUUGUUUCUUUGCUUCAGACGGGAAGUCACUUUUUCUCCUUCGCUUAAAUGAAUGCCUCGAGGGGCACAAGUCCUAGUACCACCGUCUUGCAUAUGCUAGCAAUAUGGCGGUAUACAAUAAACUGUUUAUCAAUGA
This is a messenger RNA of Dermacentor albipictus, 3539 nucleotides long. RefSeq names its product cytochrome P450 2J4-like. The record is from RefSeq and is a predicted model, not a curated record. Gene Ontology annotation, molecular function: steroid hydroxylase activity; heme binding; iron ion binding. Gene Ontology annotation, biological process: xenobiotic metabolic process. Gene Ontology annotation, cellular component: intracellular membrane-bounded organelle; cytoplasm. NCBI's taxonomy places the organism in Eukaryota, Metazoa, Arthropoda, Arachnida, Ixodida, Ixodidae.